Molecule: messenger RNA, 552 nt
Organism: Colletotrichum paranaense
Lineage: Eukaryota; Fungi; Ascomycota; Sordariomycetes; Glomerellales; Glomerellaceae
Exons: 2
Coding region: 1-552 (183 amino acids)
Source: RefSeq, a predicted model, not a curated record
AUGGAAACAGUCCCAAGACCUGUGUUCCUCUAUGGUACCUUAUGCGCCCUACCACUACUCGCUUGGGUUCUGACUGGUGACGCUACUCAAGUUAAAGAGAUAUCGGCCCUCAUUCGGACCGCGAAAGUGGAAAACGUCGCACGUUACUCAUUACACGGCUGUGAUUAUCCAUGCGCCAUUAGGGAGCACGGUUCAUACAUAAAUGGAUAUUUCCUACAGCCUCAAACGCUCUCACAGCGGAAGAAGCUUGACGACUUUGAAGGCGAAGUUUACCAAGUCAAUCCAAUACAAGCCAUGGUGUUAAGUCACGGUGGCGAAACGGUCGAGAGCUUAAUCGAAGCGGAUAUAUACCUAUGGAAUGGCGAUGAGGAUUUGGUUGCUUACCAGUCUUGGGACUUGGAAUGGUUUCUACAAGAAAGACUGAAGGACUGGAUCGAGCUUUUUGCGGGAAUGGAGAUGGUGGGGGGUGCAGACUUUGAAGAAUUACAUCGAUGGAUUCUUCAACUUCUUCGACUUUUCGCUCAGUGUUUGACUUCUCUGGUGAUGGGCUGA